Messenger RNA from Plasmodium relictum, 7578 nucleotides. It is a transcript of the gene CRMP2, whose product is annotated as cysteine repeat modular protein 2, putative. The record is from RefSeq and is a predicted model, not a curated record. The coding region runs from base 1 to 7578 and encodes 2525 amino acids. The transcript has 7 exons. NCBI's taxonomy places the organism in Eukaryota, Apicomplexa, Aconoidasida, Haemosporida, Plasmodiidae.
AUGGUGAACCCGAAAAUUUUUCUUUUGCUUUCUUCUCUACUAACUAAUUUUUUAUUUAAGAGACAUUAUUAUGUUGCUGGUAUAACACUCGAAUCCACAAAAGAACAAAAUUUUUCUUUUAUGAAUACAUACGGAAACCCAUAUGUUAAGAAAGAUGUAUUAAUAAAAUUAAAUAAUUUAAAGUAUAAAUUUUUUUUUAAAAAUAUGCAUAAACCUAAGAAAAAAAAAAUACAGAAAAGAGGAAUUAGUUUUAUUUCACUUAAUUUAAACAAAAUUUUAGAGUUAAAAUCAGAUGAUCCAAUAAAUCUAUUAAGCAGUAUUUUUUCAAAGGAAAAAACAAAAUUUCUAUCUAGUUGUUAUGAAGAUAAAAAACUUAAAAAUAUAGAUAAUUGUAACAGAUUUACAUCUUCACAAAAAAUAUGUGAUUCUCCUGUUGAUUUUAAUCUCAAUGAUAAUUUUUUUACCAAGGAGAUUAAUGAAAUAUCUUUAAAAUGCUUAGUUGACAAUAAAUCUGAAUAUUUGAAAAUAAGUAAAAAUCAUGUAAUUCUUGAAUCCGGAGAAGUGUUUGAUUUAAAAAUUCAAAAUGAAUCAUUAUUUGUUCACACUUCUAUAAUAAUAACGAAAGAUACUUGUUUGAAUAAAAAAAAAUCAGUAAGUCCUGAUUUUAAAUUUUAUUCACAGAAGACUAAGAAGUUCGGUGAUCCUAUAUUAUAUAGAGGAGAAAUAAUUGGCUUUGAAUUUAAAAAUAUUAAAGUGGGUAAUAAUGUAGAAGGUUUAUAUAAUGUAUGUUCCUGUCAUGUGGAAUAUCCAAAUUAUUAUAACCAGUGCACAGAUACCAAUAAACAUUAUUUAAAUAUAUCAACUAUUCGAGUAGUCAAAAAACUUACGCACGAAAUACAUUUGUUAUCUGGAAAUAAACUCGUUUUAAAUUUCAAAGCGUAUGCAACACCAUUUCCUUUUAAUAAAGCCUUUAUCAUUGAAAAAGUAAAAGGCUAUAAUUGUAAUAACAUUAAAGAUACUUCAUUUAACCAAAUACAAGAAGAUUUUUAUAAAAAUGAAAAAAAACUUGAGUUUUAUGAUAUAUUUUUAUAUAAUAUUGAUCCAAAAAAAUAUAACGAUGACAUUGUUUUUGAAAAACCAGGAACUUACUUAUUAUGUUACACAUCAAGUGAUAAUGGAGUUGAAUAUUCUGCUAUUCUCUCUACAAUUCAUGUUAACGGUUAUGACAUAAACAAAAUAAGUUAUUUAUAUCUAGACUUAAAUCCGAUUAAAUUAAAUUUGAAAAAUUAUAUUGUUUUACAUAGAUAUAAAUUAAAUGAGAAUUUAGAAGAAAUAUUUUUGAAGAAAAAAAAAAUAAACCACUGUUCGGGUGAAGACGUGUCUUAUUCAAAUAAUAUAAUAGAGGUUAAUAGUAAUAAAAAUGCAAAUAUUAUUCUUGAUAAAAUAUAUAUUUCAAAUAUAAAUUUAAAUGAAUACAAUAAGUUAUUAGAAAUUUGUUCAAAAAAAGGAGAUAAACACUCUUUAAUUGGAUAUGCUAUGGUAAAACCAUAUGUUUUACAUAAUUAUAAGGAUAUAAACCAUUUACUAGAUUUUAAUAUUGCUCCUGAUGAUAUUAGAACGUAUACAAUAAGUAGAAAUUCAAAUUUCUUAAAAUUUUUCCCUGAAUUAUUAAAUAUUUUUAAUAUAAAUAAUACAAAUAACUUAUAUUUAUCAUUUUUAUGCUAUUCAACGAAAAAUGAAAUAAUCCUAACUUAUAACUAUGAUAAAAACAUGACACCAAUAUUUUUUAAAUAUUUUAAAAUAACUAAUGCUUCCAGUUCAAUUUUGCAUAUUACCAAUGAUGAAGUACAACUAUAUGUUUUAAAAAAAAAUUCUCAAUCUUUAUUUUUAUAUGAUAUAACUCCAGAAAAAGUAAUGGAUAAAAAAAGAAUUAUAACAAAUAAUGUAAAUGAUGCUGAUGUAAAACUUAUACUAUCAUAUUAUUUAGAUUAUUCUCACUUUUUAAAAUGUGAAAAAUGCAUAUCACCUAUUAUGAUGGAACCAAUUUAUGAUGAAAAUAAAAAUUUAAAGCAGAUUUUUUUAAUAACGUCACAUCCCUAUAUAAAAUUAAUGAUGGUUGAUUUACAUUUUAAUGUCAUUUAUGAGCAUGAUAUAAAUGUUGUGAAAAAUUCAGAAAUAGAAAUUCGUGGCGUCAAUUUUAGUUUGGAUGUCUUAAAAGAUUCUUCAUUUCUGAUAACAGAUAUUUCAUGUGGAAUUAUAGAGGAAGAAUCAUUAGACUGCUUUUUAAUUGAUCAAUUAAAUAACGCUGUUAUAGCUAUUGAAUACAUUGAACCACAAAAUUUAUUAAUUGUUAUAGACAGUUUUCAAGGAGAAAAUAAAAAUGACUCAAUUCAAGAGAGUAUCUAUUUCUAUAAUGAUUCUGUAUUUAGUCAAUCAAACACUUUUUUAUACAAACCCAAAAAUAUAACAGUUUAUCCUUAUGAUAAAUCGUAUGUGAUACUUAUAAGCGAGGAAGAAUCUAAUGAAAUAAACUUAUUACAUUAUGAUAAAUAUAAACUUAAUAACAAUUUGUUGUAUGUAACUAGAAUAAAUAAUACUUAUAUUGAUGAUGGGAAAAUAGAAAAUAUAUAUAAAUUUUAUGAUCAUAAAGAAUUAAUUAAUAGAAAUGUACUUUUAAUAGUGAAAUACCACGAAGGAGAAGUGCAAUUUAUGUAUAGUCCCUUGAGAAACAUUGCAAAUAAGCUUGAAUUCAAAUAUAAUUAUCCGGCGGUGAUACAAGACAACAAUAAAGUAUAUACACUAAAAAUAAAAUCACAUGAAAUAAAAAAAAUGAACUUACUUCAUACUUUUCAAGUUGAAGUGCACAAUGUUAAUAAAUCACAGUACGUUACAAUUGAUAAAUAUGACGGAACAAUUGAAAUUAAAUUAUCAGAAUUUGUAGGUGAUCCAGUUAAUUUGACUGCUAAGCUUUAUGGAGUUUUUGUUGAAUUAGAAGUAGACAUAAAUUUUAUAGUUAUUUGCGCUGAUGGAAUGAAAGUAUUUGAUAAGAGGUGCGUUCCUUGUCCAAUAGGUUCGUAUAAUAACCUUAAUGAAUAUAUUAAAUAUAAUAAUAUAUAUGAAUGUACAUUAUGUCAUGAUAAUUCUACCACUAAAAAGGAAGCAUCUACUUCAGUAACUCAAUGUUUAUGUCUACCUGGGUAUGAGCUAAAUAAUAAUUAUGAAUGUGUUCCAUGUGAAAGAGAAACAUGGAAAACUGAACUUUCUAAUUCUCCUUGCAUUUUUCAUUGCUACCCUAAUUCGUAUAGCACAGUUAGGGGUAGUAGCAGUGAAGAAGAAAGUCAAUGUAAAUGCAAAAAAGGGUAUUAUUUUGUCUCUAAAGAUUCUAUAAAUUUUUGUGAAGAAUGUGAUAUAGGUUAUUUUUGUCCUGGGGGAUAUAAAACAAAUAAAAUAAAAUGCCCAAAUAAUACUACUAAUACAACACAAAAAAAUUCUUCUAUAAAAAGUUGUAAAUGUGAUUAUGGAUUCGAACCCUAUGAUCCUAUAGAUAUCGCAAAUUAUAAUUUUAGAAAUGAUCCUAUUUUCGAUGAUUACAGAGACUUCAUAGCAGAUAUAGAGAGUUCCCAAGUUUGUAUACCAUGUAAAGUAGGAUUUUAUAAAAAUACUGUUUCGGAACAAAAAUGUAAGAGUUGUUCUCCAAAUGUAUACACAGAUGACACACAAUCCACUUCCAUAUCCCAAUGUAAAAAAUGUGAAAAAGGUUACUACUUACAUUCUGAGAAUGUUUGCUUAUUAUGUCCAGAUAAUCAUUAUUGCCCUGGUUUCAAUAUAGCAGAUCCAAAAUAUGCAAUUUACGAAAAUCAAAAAGUCCCUUGUAGUGGAAAAAAUUUGACAAAACACCCGAAUAGAUUAAAUGUAUCACAUUUAAGCUGUUUAUGUAAAAAAGGGUACGAAUUUGUAAAAAUGGAUGAAAAUGAAUUUGAUUGUUUAGAAGUUCCUAAAAAUUAUUACAAGUCAGAACUCAGUAAUACUGAAAAGAAACCUUGCCCAGAAAACAGUAUUACUUUAUAUACAAAAACAAAAAAUAUAAAUAAAUGUUUAUGUAUGGCAGGCUAUUAUUGGGAUAUAAAUGAAUUUAAAUGUAUUAAGUGUCCAAAAGGAUAUUAUUGUCCUGGUGGGUAUUUGAAAGACUGUUUUAAAAAUAACACCUUACAUUUAUGUAAACCUCAAAAAACAAAAUGCCCUAUAAAACAUUCAACAACGCAAGGUGAAGAAUCUUUUAGUGAAUCAAGUUGCUUUUGUGAUAAGGGAUACACAAUAAACAAAGAAAAAUUAAAUGAAUGUGUUCCAUGUCCAGUUAACACUUAUAAAGAUAUUAUAUCAAACGCAGAAUGCACUAUGUGUUUAACACCAUAUACAACAGAUGGACAAAUAGGAAGUACGAAGGAAGAAGAUUGUACAUGCUCAGGAGGUUAUUAUUUUUUUAAUCAUUGUUUACCAUGUAGUGAUAAGAAUACUUACUGUAAAGGUGGAAAAAUGAUAGUGAACAACAAAAGCAAAACUAUUCAUUAUGCUCCGUCAAAAUGUCCACCAAAUACCAUUGUAUCAUUUGAAGCAGAACGCCCAUUUAAUAAAAGUUUUUGUGUUUGUAAAAAGGGAUUUAAGCAUGUAUAUACUACUCCAAAUAAUUUAUCAAAAAUUUGUGUACCGUGCGAACGUGGGUUUUUUAAGACUAUGAUUGGUGAUUUUGCCUGUGAAUCUAAAUGUAAACCAAAUUCAACCAGUUUAAUUGGAACUGUUCAUGAAACUCAGUGCUUUUGCUUAGAAAAUUAUUAUUUUAAAAAUGGAGUUUGUUUAAGUUGUCCUGAUGGUGCAUAUUGUAGAGGAGGUUUUGAAGAAGAAACUUUAUUAAUUAUGAAAAAAAAUGAGAAUUAUUUAGAUCCAUCAAAAAUUAAACAUGUAAUGCCUGUUCCUAAAGGAAAUUAUGCACUUUACAAAUUAAAGACAAAUAUAUACAACACUGAUUGGUUUAUUGUAGAAUGUCCAAUUAAAGGAGCUUGUCUACACAACGAAAAGUGUCAUGAAUCUAUGACUAAUUUUUUAUGUGGCGAGUGCAAAAGAGGAUAUACAAAUAAUUUUUCUAAAUUAAAUUUAUGUGUAAAGUGUAGUGGAAAUAUAGUAAAUAUUUUACACAUGAUUUUUGUUUGUGCUUUUGUUUUGUUAUUUACUGUUAUUAUGGCAUACUUAAAUGUCUUUACAGGGGCAAAUAGAAAAUCUGUUCAUUCUAUUGUUAUUAAAAUUGCUGUUAAUUAUUUUUCUUGUAUGAAAAUUUUUUAUGUUAUGGGUACAAGUGAAAUAUAUUUUCCCAUUAAUUUCUCUUCUCAUGCAAAUUACAUAAUUACAAAUAUUAAAAGAUUAUUAAAAGCAAAAAAAAAUUAUGGUCCAUACUGCAUAUUAACAAAUUAUUUUAAUUUAUCACAUUCAGAUGCUUAUUUCUAUGGAAUGGUUUUUUAUGCUUUUAGGCCCAUUUUACUUGCAAUUAUAUUGACAAUUUUAAUGUUUAUUGUUGUAGAAAUAUAUAAGUAUAAAGUCAGAAAUGAAACAAAACUAAAAUUAAAUAUAAUAGAUAAAAUUAAAGAACUAGGAAAUAAUAAAUUAUAUGAAGAAUUAAUGCAGGAAUUACCAUCAGAAAGGGCUUUAGUAUUAUUCAGAUACAUACCAAUACCUAAAGAUUCAAAGUUUAAAAGAAUAAGAAAUUUUCUUGAGGAUAUGACUCCUAUGUAUGUUACAUUGUUAUUUUUUAUCCACACAAAAACUACUUUGUCUAUGUUAACUUUGUUAGAUUGUAAAUCAAUAUACUACAAUGAUAAAUUUGUAGAGCAAUAUAUGAGUUAUGUACCAAGUGUAAAAUGUGAUUUAUCUAAAGAUUAUGCUAAGUUUUUCAUAUUAGGUAUUAGUGGAUUAGUAGUAUGGGGAAUUGGUGUUCCAUUAAUGUCUUAUUUAGUGUUAUAUAAAAAUAGAAAACAAUUGCACUCGGAAAAUAUUCUACUUAAAUACGGAUUUUUAAAUAAUGGUUUUAAUUUUCAAUUUUGGUAUUGGGAAUCGAUAGAAUUUUUAAGGAAAAUUUUAGUUUUAUUAAUAUCGACUGUUCCUAUAUUUAAAACGGCUAGAAUAUUUGGUACUACUAUGUGGCUGUUUACUAUUAUUUCAUCUUUUUUUCUUACAUUACAAUUGAUACUUCAACCUUUUGACUCAAGAAAUUAUCAUAUCUUAAAUAAAUUAGAAACUUACAGUAUGGUUGCUUGGACGAUUACUUUAAUGAUUUUUGUCUUUUUAACAAUAUCAAAUUGUAGUGUAACUAUAAAUUUCUAUAUUUUAUUGUUUUUAUUAUUUUUUAAUUUUAUAUUUAUAGCUAAAGUUUUGAUAUCCCUUUGUUAUUCGUACAUCGAAAAUUUAAGACAUAUAAAAAAAAUGAUUAAAUUGCCAUUUAUAGGCAAAUAUUUUGUGAAAAUAUCAAAAAUAUCUGAAGAAAAAUAUUAUAAAGAACCUAUAGUUUCUCUAAAUACAUGUGAUAAUUCAAUUAAAUUAACCAGGAAAUAUAAAAGACCAACUUUAUUCAACAAAAAAAUGUUAACAAAUGAAGAAAAAAAUUAUUUUCUUGAUGUUUUAUCAAAUUUUAUGUACUUUGGUGUGUUAAAUUUAAAAUUUACCAUUUUUCAUUCUUAUUUCAUGGAAUUCAUUCUAAGAUUAUCAACAAUUGAUCAUGAAAUUUUUUACAAAAAAGGGAAAAAUGGAAUUUUAAAAUUAAUAACUAAAGAUCCAAAGAACAUUGACGAAUGGCUAAAAAUUAAGGAAGACGAAUUAAAAAAAAGGACAUUUUUUCAAAGACAUAAAAAAAUACUGAAUUUAUUUACAAAAAAUUCAUUUAUUAUUCAAAACAACAAAAAAACAAUUGUAUAUAAAAGAGAUAGACACACCAUAAUGUCUGAUUAUGAAGCACUAAUUAAUGUAUUAAAAUAUGAUAAAGACUUUAUAACUGAUUUUAAAUUUUUAUAUGACGAAAAUACGGUUAAAUCAGGGUUAAUUCUUCCUGAUUUGCAGUUAUCAUUUACCAAAAUAAAAAUGAAAGAUAAAGAAUUAAUAAUGCAAUUAUUUUCAUUAUUCAUUGCAAAGAAGAAUAUUGUACAAUUUGAAAGAGAUAUUCAUCUUAAGAAUAAAAUUGAACAACUCAGAAUGUUGUAUGAAAUUCUUUUAAGGGCUAAUGAAAAAAAAAAUAUUACAUUUAGAAAAAAUGUUGAAGAUGCUGUCAAAGGAGAUUCAUUUGAUUAUACAAAAAUGGAAAAUGAGUUAACAUUAUUAAAUGAUAGAAUUAAUGAUCUAGUUAAUAAUUAUCAAAAAUUAAAAUAUGCUGAUUAUUAUGAAGAUACCUGUAAUGAUAAUAAAUCAUGUUUAAAUAAUGAUUCAGAAUUUUUUAAUAAUAAAUUAAUAGAAUUAAGUUUUAAAGAAAUGGAUUACGAUGAAGAUGAAGACAAGAGAAAAAAUAGUAGAAAAAAGAAUGAGGAAAAUAAAGAAAAUGAUUAA